AUGACAAUAAUCGAAAUCCCCUCCUCCGAUUGGUCCGAAACCGAGAAAAAAGUUGCAGAAACCAUUCGUGAUUUAUACCAUAUCUCUUUGUUCAGUAGCGUCCCAUUCAGUUGGAGAUGCAGAAGAAAGAGAUCCAACCCUUCAUCUCUUCCGAACAACCGCUACCCUCGACUUAAUGCCACCGCCGCCCUCGACGACAUUCUCCGUCGAGCUAAAGCUACCAGUCCUGCCACGCCUCUUUCGUUUCCGACUACUGAAUCUGAUGAUAAACUCAAACGUUACAAGAAGAAAAUUUCUCUUAAAAAGGAAAAAGAAGCAUCACUUAAAAUGAUUCAAGAUUUGACUAACUCCCAAGCUUCAAUCAAUCAAGAGAUUGAGAAUGUGAAGAAUCACUAUGAUCAACUGAAAAGUUUUAAUUUGAAGUUGAAAUUGAGGAAGCAACAGCUACUAUGUGGUGUUAGGACUAGUAGUGACCUCAAGAGUAAACUGAAAAGCCCCAAUUUGGAAAUUGGAAAGAAUGAUCAAGCCAUUGGUUUAGUCAACAAUUCAACAAAAUCAACGGCUGAAAAUGAACAGCAAGAGAAUAAUGGAUCUUCUUCUGUUGGAUUGGGCCGUAAUAGAGGCCCAAUAGAUAUUCCUGAUCUGAAUUUACCAUCGGAAGAUUAUAUUGAGGGGGUUUCUUUUCAACCGUUGGAUGAAAGUACAAGAAAUAGCUGA
Messenger RNA from Vicia faba (fava bean), 717 nucleotides. Lineage: Eukaryota; Viridiplantae; Streptophyta; Magnoliopsida; Fabales; Fabaceae. The record is from the annotation of a GenBank genome assembly.